GGUGUUUCCUCACCGAUGGAGAAUUACUUCCAAGCAGAAGCUUACAACCUGGACAAGGUGUUAGAUGAAUUUGAACAAAACGAAGAUGAAACAGUUUCUCCUACUUUGCUGGAUACAAAGUGGAAUAAGAUUCUAGAUCCCCCUUCUCACCGACUGUCAUUUAGCCCUGCAUUGGCCAGUGUGAAUGAACCUGCAGUUUCUGAUGAGUCACAACCACAACAGAAAGUCUUCUCCCUGGCUUAUUCAGCUCCUCUGACCACAGAGGGAGAGGAUCAUUGUGCUAAUAGACAGGACUGUGGUGUAAAUCCAGAGACCACCACAAUGUGGAUUGAUGAAAAUGCCGUUGCAGAAGAUCAGUUAAUUAAGAGAAACUAUAAUCAGAAUGAUCAAUUCAGUGCUGUUGAAGUGGGAGAGAAGAAGUGUGGAAAUCUAGCUUGUUUGCCAGAUGAGAAGAAUGUUCUUGUUGUAGCUGUCAUGCAUAACUGUGAUAAAAGGACAUUACAAAGCGAUUUGCAGGAUUGUAAUAGUUGUAAUAGUCAAUCCCUCAUGGAUGCUUUUAGCUGUUCACUGGAUAAUGAAAACAGACAAACUGAUCAAUUUAGUUUUAGUAGAAGUGGGUCUUCUGAAAAAGAUAUGAACUCAGAAAAACAAAUGGAUCCAUUGAAUAGACCAAAAACAGAGGGGGAUUCUGUUAGCCAUCUAUGUACUACUUCAUCUGAUAGGCUAGCCAGUGUCUGUUUCCCUUCACAAUUAAAGGAUGAUGAAAAUGUAGGUAGAGACCUCUCCAUGUCUGCGAUUACAAGUUUACAGGUUGAUUCAGUAAUCUCAUCCCAGGGAACAGGUGGAGGUCCUGCUGUUAAAAAGCAAGAGAACUAUACACCAGAUGAGGACCUCACUGGUAAAAACUGCUGUCCUAGGACAGAUCUAGGGAGUCCAAACUCCUUUUCCCACUUGAGUGAGGGAAUUUUGACAAAAAUAGAGCCAGCAGAGGAGAGAACCACUGAAGAAUCCCUCCGGUCUGGUCUACCGUUGUUUCUCAAACCAGACAUUCCUAAUGGGUCUGAAAGGGAUAAUAACUAUGAACAGUUUUCUGAUUGCUUUGUGCCUAGUGAAGUUAGGGCUAAUGAAAAUAAGGGUUGUGAACAUGAAGAAAUUCUUGGUACUACAGAAUUUCUUAAUAUGACAGAGCAUUUCUCUGAAUCUCAGGAGAUGACUAACUGGAAAUUGACUAAACUAAAUGAGAUGAGCGAUAGCCAAGUAAAUGAAGAAAAGGAGAAUUUUCUUCAGAUUAGUCAGCCUGAGGACACUUAUGGUGAUAGUGGAGGAGAGUGUGUUGGAAUGACAGACGCAGGUCUAGAUUUAAAAGGAACUUGCAUGAAUGAAAGUGAAGGAUGUGAUUUCUCCACUGUUAUAGAUACACCAGCAGCAAAUUCUCUAUCUAAUGGUUGUGAUUCCUAUGGAAUGCAGAGUCCAGUUGUUUCUUUUGUUCCAAAGACUUUACCCUCCAAAGAAGAUUCAGUAACAGAAGAAAAAGAAAUAGAGGAGAGCAAGUCGGAAUACUACUCAAAUAUUUAUGAACAGAGAGGAAAUGAGACCACAGAAGGGAGUGUACUACUGUUAAACAGCACUGGUGACCUAAUGAAGAAAAAUUAUUUACAUAAUUUCUGUAGUCAAGUUCCAUCAGUGCUUGGGCAGUCUUCCCCCAAGAUAGUAGCAAACCUGCAAUCUAUCAGUGUUCCUUUUGGUGGUGCAAGACCUAAGCAACCUUCUAAUCUUAAACUUCAAAUUCCAAAGCCAUUAUCAGACCAUUUACAAAAUGACCUUGCAACAAACAAUGGAAAUAAUAUUAAAAACAAAAAUGAUAUUCUUGGGAAAGCAAAAUUAGGAGAAAACUCAACAACCAAUGUAUGCAGUGCAUCUUUGGGAAACAUCUCUAUCGUUGAUACAAAUGGGGAACAUUUAGAAAGUUAUGAGGCUGAAAUCUCCAGUAGACCAUGUCUUGCGCUGGCUCCAGAUAGCCCAGAUAAUGAUCUCAGAGCCGGUCAAUUUGGAGUUUCUGCCAGAAAACCAUUUACCACUCUGGGUGAGGUGGCUCCAGUAUGGGUACCGGAUUCUCAGGCUCCAAAUUGCAUGAAAUGUGAAGCCAGGUUUACAUUCACCAAAAGGAGGCAUCAUUGUAGAGCAUGUGGGAAGGUGUUCUGUGCUUCCUGCUGUAGCCUAAAAUGUAAACUCUUAUACAUGGACAGAAAGGAAGCUAGAGUGUGUGUAAUCUGCCAUUCAGUGCUAAUGAAUGCUCAAGCCUGGGAGAACAUGAUGAGUGCCUCAAGCCAGAGCCCUAACCCUAACAAUCCUGCUGAAUACUGUUCUACUAUCCCUCCCUUGCAGCAAGCUCAGGCCUCAGGAGCCCUGAGCUCUCCACCUCCCACUGUGAUGGUACCUGUGGGAGUUUUAAAGCACCCUGGAGCAGAAGUGGCUCAGCCCAGAGAGCAGAGGCGAGUUUGGUUUGCUGAUGGAAUCUUGCCCAAUGGAGAAGUUGCUGAUGCAGCCAAAUUAACAAUGAAUGGAACUUCCUCUGCAGGAACCCUGGCUGUGUCGCAUGACCCAGUCAAACCUGUAACUACCAGUCCUCUACCAGCAGAGACGGAUAUUUCUUUAUUCUCUGGGAGUAUAAAUCAGGUUGGAAGUCCUGUUGGGAGUGCAAUGAACCUUGUUCCUGAAGAUGGCCUUCCUCCCAUUCUCAUCUCCACUGGUGUAAAAGGAGACUAUGCCGUAGAAGAGAAACCAUCGCAGAUUUCAGUAAUGCAGCAGUUGGAGGAUGGUGGCCCUGACCCACUUGUAUUUGUUUUAAAUGCAAAUUUGUUGUCAAUGGUUAAAAUUGUAAAUUAUGUGAACAGAAAGUGCUGGUGUUUCACAACCAAGGGAAUGCAUGCGGUGGGUCAGUCUGAGAUAGUCAUUCUUCUACAGUGUCUACCGGAUGAAAAGUGUUUGCCAAAGGAUAUCUUUAAUCACUUUGUGCAGCUUUAUCGAGAUGCUCUGGCAGGGAAUGUUGUGGGCAACUUGGGACAUUCCUUUUUUAGUCAAAGUUUCCUCGGCAGUAAAGAACAUGGUGGAUUCCUAUAUGUGACAUCUACCUACCAGUCACUGCAAGACCUAGUACUCCCAACCCCUCCUUAUUUGUUUGGGAUUCUCAUCCAGAAAUGGGAAACUCCUUGGGCUAAAGUGUUUCCCAUCCGACUGAUGUUGAGACUUGGAGCUGAAUAUCGACUUUAUCCAUGCCCACUGUUCAGUGUCAGAUUUCGGAAGCCAUUGUUUGGAGAGACGGGGCAUACCAUCAUGAAUCUUCUUGCAGACUUCAGAAAUUACCAAUACACCUUGCCAGUAGUUCAAGGUUUGGUGGUCGAUAUGGAAGUUCGGAAAACCAGCAUCAAAAUUCCCAGCAACAGAUACAAUGAGAUGAUGAAAGCCAUGAACAAAUCCAAUGAGCAUGUCCUGGCAGGAGGUGCCUGCUUCAAUGAAAAGGCAGAUUCCCAUCUUGUGUGUGUACAGAAUGACGAUGGAAACUAUCAGACCCAGGCUAUCAGUAUUCACAAUCAGCCCAGAAAAGUGACUGGUGCCAGUUUCUUUGUGUUCAGUGGUGCUCUGAAAUCCUCUUCAGGAUACCUUGCUAAGUCCAGUAUUGUGGAAGAUGGCGUUAUGGUCCAGAUCACUGCAGAAAACAUGGAUUCCUUGAGGCAGGCGCUGAGAGAGAUGAAGGACUUCACUAUCACCUGUGGGAAGGCAGAUGCAGAGGAUCCCCAAGAGCACAUCCACAUCCAGUGGGUGGAUGACGACAAGAACGUUAACAAGGGUGUCAUAAGUCCUAUAGAUGGGAAGUCCAUGGAGUCUAUAACAAAUGUGAAGAUAUUUCAUGGAUCAGAGUAUAAAGCAAAUGGAAAAGUCAUCAGAUGGACAGAGGUGUUUUUCCUAGAAAACGAUGACCAGCACAAUUGCCUAGGUGAUCCUGCAGAUCAUAGCAGAUUGGCUGAGAAUGUUGCCAAGGCUUUUUGCCUUGCUCUCUGUCCCCACCUGAAGCUUCUGAAGGAAGAUGGAAUGACUAAACUGGGACUACGUGUGACACUCGACUCAGACCAGGUUGGCUAUCAAGCAGGGAGCAAUGGCCAGCCCCUUCCCUCACAGUACAUGAACGACCUGGACAGCGCUUUGGUACCGGUGAUCCAUGGAGGGGCCUGCCAGCUCAGUGAGGGCCCUGUCGUCAUGGAACUCAUCUUUUAUAUUCUGGAAAACAUCGCAUAGACAGAAGACUUUUUUGUUGUUGUUGUUCAGACCUGUUGCAACAGCACUCAUACCCAAAUCAUUUGCACUUUAAAACUGGAAGAUUAAGCUUUUGUUAACACUAUCAGUGGGGGGAGGGGGGUGACUAGGGUGGGAAUGGGGGUAUGAGGAACAGGGGUGGGAAGGUGGGCGGUUGGGGGGACAGAUGUUCUAUAAUUCUAAGUCUUCUAUGCAUUGUCCACCAAGAAGAUCUGGGCAGCUUCUGUUACUGCACAACAGUUAUGCUAUCCUUGCAGCUAAUUCCCUUCUCUUUAGACAAGAAUUCUGUUCCUCUCUUAAGAUAUACUUAUGGUCAUGUGCUCAGAAAUGCUCAGAUGGGUACAACCAUCACCAAGGGUGGGGUGGGAGGGCAGAAGGGAAAUAAAAAAUGAAGCAUCAGUCUUGUACUUUUUGUACAGAAUUGGUAUAAAAAGAAUUCCACAGUGGUCUUGUCCCAGUUACAUCAUAGCUGUUUAAGCAGAAGUCACACUUAGAUUUUUGUUUUUACCAGAUUAUUUGUUGAAGUGAAUCAAAGACCCAAAGAUUUAAUCUACUCUCCUAGCCAUGAAGGGUAAUAUAAAUAAUAAUAUCAGUGUAAAUGAGCUCAUUUGGAUAGCACAGCUGAUUCAGGAUCACUUGAGAUCUGCCUGAGUGAAUGGCAGGUACUAAACUGGGCCUUUGUGUGAAAGCCAACAGAAUACACCUAAGACAUUUUUAGUUACAAUAUACUACAGGGAUUUAAAAAAACAUUUUAUUGAGAAAUCAUCUAAAUUUCCCGGAAAGUUGCGAGUAAACACUAGGUACACUUCACCCAGUUUACCCAGGUUCACUUAUUGUUCUCAUGUAACAUUUUGCCCCAUUUAUCAUUGUUUCUCUUUCCCUUUCUCUUUCAAAAAAACUGAGGCAUUUGAGAAGGCUAUGUUGCAUACGUCAUAGCCCUUUAUCCCUAAAUAUUUUAAUGGUUAUUUCCUAAAAACAAGGACAUUCUCUUAUAUAACUGCAGGACAGUUCUCAACAUCAGUCAAAUUAGCAUUGAUGUGAUACUUUAUACUAGCAUCUGCCCAAUGUUCUCUCUAGCAUUUUUCCUCUCUGGUAAACCUUCUAGCCUAGGGUCAGACAUGGCAUGUAACUGUUCUGACUUGCCUUUAUCUUUUAUGUCAUUGAUAUUUUCGGUGGUUAUACCACCCCCACCCCCCAAUCCUGUUUAUAAUCAGAAAAUACCUCAUUUUUGAGUUUGUUUCUUAAUAAUUAGAAUCAGUUUAUGCAUUCUUGACCAGAAUCACUUGAUAUCCACGCACCCCUCAUUUAUGGUGGUAAAUUUUGAUCACCUGUUGUCCAGUUUCUCCACCGUGUAUUUUUCCCCCUUGGAACUAAUAACCAAUAUAUGUAGAGACAUUUCAGACCAUGUAAAUAAAUAUCUUGCUCAUCAAAAUGUCCCCUUAGAUUUAGCAUCCACUGAUGUUCCUUACCUGCACUGAUCUUUUACUAAGAUGGCUGUAAGAUGAUUUUCCAAUUGUAGCACACCCUCCAUCUUUACCAGGAGCACUUGGUAAUUUACUAUAAGCAAAAGCCCUUCCUUCCUCUCUAUUUAUUCAUUUAAUUCAUUUUCAUUAUGGACUCAUGGUUUGUUCUUGGUUUUUUCUUAGUGGUUCUAAUUCAUUAUUUUGGUGCACAAAUUGUCUCAGCUUUGGCCAGAUGGAGCCCCUUCAAACUGACUCCUACGUCCUUGUGACGUGCUACUACUAUUUUGAACACUUCCUUUGAUAGCCUAACAUGCUGUUUCUAGUCUCACCUUGUGCUUACCCUGCCCCAGUCCUAGAGUCAGCCAUUUCUCCAAGGAGUCCUGGUUUCUUUAAUGGGAGUGCUAUCAGAAACCAAGAUCUGGUUUACCCAUGGUACCUAUAAUGCACUCUGAUCAUUUUCUCUUCUGUUAAAAAUUUUAUUUUGGUCACAGACCAAAUGGAUUCCACAACCCAGUUUGAAAAAUACUGCUCCAGGGCAGCUCACUACACUGUCACUUGCAUCUUUUGAAAGCCCAGGCUGAGUGGAAGUUAAUACCACUGCAGUAAAAGUACAGAACUAGUGCAGCCUCUGGGACAGUGAGAGGCCACUCCCCACUGGUUAGAGCUGGGCUUAGCACUCGGCAGUAACAGGCUGUGGAGUUGUUUGGGGCAGCAGCCGUUUUCCAGAGGCCCGAAGGCCUGGCCUGGAACGUGUGUCUAGCUAGGUUCAUCCCUCUUUCUGUAGGAUGGGGAGCUACAUUCCACAUCUUCCUCUCCAAAGCCUUUGCUGAAUGGUGGCUGCAGAGGACUGUGAUUUGUGACCUUUCCCAUACACUCAGAGGUACUCAGAGCUUCUAAGGGGGAAAAAAAAAAGGUAAGUGCCCCUUAGCUCAACCAGCUUGUAAGGACUUAGAGCACUAGUUUAUAAGGACUGGGCCCUGGGACUGCCACCCCACACACUUGACAGUAACAGGAAGCACUUGUUAAGAGGGGCAGGUAUUUUUAGUGAAAUAUCUAGCUUAGUCUAAAUAUACUUCAGAAGUUUGGAGCUUCUACAAGGACUGGUCCUGUUUUCCUAUGGUUUAUCUUCCUACUCAGCCAUAUACAUCUUGCUAUUGUAUGUAUUAUUCUGGAUCAUGCAAGCUUGGUAAUUCUCCCACUAAGGACAAACUUUGACCUUGUAUAGUCAGGUCCAUUUUCAAUUGCAUAAAAUAUCUUUUAUGUUUAGUAAAAUCAUCUUGUGGAAUUGGGCAUA
Molecule: messenger RNA, 7068 nt
Organism: Galeopterus variegatus (Sunda flying lemur)
Lineage: Eukaryota; Metazoa; Chordata; Mammalia; Dermoptera; Cynocephalidae
Gene: ZFYVE9
Product: zinc finger, FYVE domain containing 9
Exons: 17
Coding region: 16-4293 (1425 amino acids)
Biological process (GO): endosomal transport
Cellular component (GO): early endosome membrane
Molecular function (GO): metal ion binding
Source: RefSeq, a predicted model, not a curated record